AUGGUGGGAAAAAACAACUCGAGCCUUCCACCCGGUUUUAGAUUUCACCCGACCGACGAGGAAUUGAUAAUGUGUUAUCUCCGAUACCAAGCCACAUCGAGGCCGUGCCCUUUUCCUAUCAUCCCAGAAGUCGAUAUCUAUAAGUUCGAUCCGUGGGAGUUGCCAGAUAAGGCUGAAUUCGGAGAGAACGAAUGGUAUUUUUUCACUCCUCGAGACAGAAAGUACCCGAACGGCGUGCGCCCCAAUAGGGCAGCCAUCUCGGGUUAUUGGAAAGCCACGGGCACGGAUAAAUCCAUCUAUAGUGGAGCAAAGUAUGUGGGGAUCAAGAAAGCCCUCGUCUUUUACAAGGGUCGGCCGCCAAAGGGCAUCAAGACUGACUGGAUCAUGCACGAAUAUCGAAUGAGUGAAUCGAGGUCACAACCUUACAAGCAAAGUGGUUCCAUGAGGUUGGAUGAUUGGGUGCUUUGUAGAAUCUACAAGAAGAAGAAUUUGGCAAGAGCCACUCAUGAUGGACUAAUACCAGUUGAAGACACACUUAAGGCUCAAAUUGUGAAAACAAGUGAUCAAAGUGCAUUAAUUGAACCACCACAACAUAACAAAUCCUUUCCAAGAAUAUCUUCCCUAACUCAUCUAUGGGAAUUCGACUACAUGGGCUCCAUCUCGAAUCUCCUGAAUGACGCCUCUUACAACAACAACAACAACAACGCCCCUUUCGGCAAUCAAGAAACGGUCAUCGAUAGCAACGGGACAAUUAACUUUUCGGAGACUGAGAAUAAUGAGAACCAAUUAGGGCAGCCUUCUAUGAAGUCCCAAGUGGAUCAAAAGCAAGGAUUUGUGAGUCCAACGUAUGACAUGCAGUGA
Molecule: messenger RNA, 861 nt
Organism: Striga hermonthica
Lineage: Eukaryota; Viridiplantae; Streptophyta; Magnoliopsida; Lamiales; Orobanchaceae
Source: the annotation of a GenBank genome assembly